This is a messenger RNA of Castor canadensis (American beaver), 2857 nucleotides long. RefSeq names its product armadillo repeat containing 7 (gene Armc7). Lineage: Eukaryota; Metazoa; Chordata; Mammalia; Rodentia; Castoridae. The record is from RefSeq and is a predicted model, not a curated record. Gene Ontology annotation, molecular function: protein binding.
UCCCCAUUUCCAGCUGCAAAUUACUGCAGAAUCUGAACCCAUUUGCCGCCAGGACAGGUGUAAAGGUCCAGGUAAGGUUCUCGCCCGGCUUUCCGGCCUCACCUUUCCUACUCUCCCACCUGUCCCCCGGGGGCUGUUCGCUGCCCGGACCAUGGCCCAGAAGCCGAAGGUAGACCCCCACGUCGGGCGACUAGGGUACCUGCAGGCGCUGGUCACGGAAUUCCAGGAGACUGAGAGCCAAGACGCCAAGGAGCAGGUCCUCGCCAACCUUGCCAACUUCGCUUAUGACCCCAGCAACUACCAGUAUCUGCGGCAACUGCAAGUCCUGGAUUUAUUCCUCGAUUCAUUGUCAGAAGAGAAUGAGACGUUAGUGGAGUUUGCUAUUGGGGGCCUCUGCAACCUAUGCCCAGACAGGGCCAACAAGGAGUACAUCCUACAGGCAGGAGGCAUCCCACUGAUCACCAACUGCCUGUCCAGUCCCAACGAGGAGACGGUGUUGUCUGCUGUUACCACACUUAUGUACCUGAGCUCACCAGAAGCCUGUCCCCACCCUGAGCUGAACUCCAUGCCUGUGAUCCAGUGCAUGCUACGCUUCUCUCUCUCAGCCAACACAAGACUCCGGAACCUGGCCCAGAUCUUCCUGGAAGACUUCUGUUCCCCAAGCCAGGUGACCAAAGCCCAAAGCUGGCAGGCUGACUCUGCCCUGGGUAUCCCACUGCCAAGGACUGAGGCCCCACAGCAGCCUUGAUCCAAGGAGACCCCAAGGCCCUAGCACCCAUACUGCCAGAGACCACAGUCCUUUUGGGAAAAGGGAGCAUACAUAGCUGCCCAGAGCCAUUCUGCUGAAAUGGUGCCAUCUUAAAGGUGAGGUUUUUCAGCAGGUAUUUACACUGUGAGAAAAUGAAAGCUGCUACUGCUUUUGUGGCUGUCACUCUUGACAACCCCCCCACCCCCACCAUGCCAGGCUCACAGCCUCCUGUAAGAACUGGCAGGUACCAGGUCCAGAAGCUUUGCACUAGGAUGUGCUCAUGAGCCUGAAGGGGUAGUCCUCAACAGAACUGUCUGGAGUCAUUUUGUGGGAUAAAGAUAAGAAGAUCCAUCAUUAGAAGGAUCUUGGGCCCAGAAAGCUGGGAAGGCGACCUGCCCCUCCAGCACUGUGGAGAAAAAUACCUCCACCUCAAAUCUCCAAGCUGGACAUCUGGGCAUGGUGGACACUGACCUAGAUAACUCUGUGGCCCAGGAGUAACUGUUCACACAGCCCUACUACCUGCUAGGCACCUUGUAAGGGGAUAAGAGAUGUCCCUGCCCUUGGGUGACACAGACCAAUGAUUGUUAAUGUGGCCACAGUGCCUGCAGAUGAGAGCACGUCAGAAUAAAGGCAGGAGAGCCAGGCAUGGUGACACACAUCUGUAAGACUUCCAGAAGCAGAGAGGAGUGAACACAUUUCUACAGUGGGACACCUUCUGACUCCUGUACUUCUGUAGAGCAGAGUAAGUGCUACUUCUGUGCUGGUUUUGGAAUAGGACCUGCAGCUGCAUUUAAAAAUAUCUCAAGAGUCAACUCAUGAGUAAAAAUGGAGAAAAUGGCAUUUCAGGCUGAAAGUUCCAAAACUUUCAGGAGGUACUAAGGAGGGGAGAGAAAACUAGGAACCAGGAAAGCCCUUGGGCCAGUUAAACUGUGGAGUGAUCAGGAGAUUGAAAGUGUUCUGCAAGAAUGGGAAUUUUUUUGAAUAUGAACAUGUGAAGGCUGGGUGCAGGUGGUUCACAAGGCCUGUAAUCCUUGCUGCUCAGGAGGCAGAGUAGGAGGACUGUUAUUUGAAGCCAGCCCCAGGAAAUAGUUCAUGAGACCCUGUCUCGAAAAAACCCAACACAAGCUGGGUGCUGGUGGCUCACAUCUGUAAUCCUAGCUCCUCCUGAGGCAUUGCUGUUCGAAGAAGCAGCCUCAGGCAAAUAGUUGGUGAGACCCUAUCUGGAAAAACCCAUCACAAAAAAGGGCUGGUGGAGUGGCUUGGGUGGUAGAGCACCUACCUAGCAAGCUUGAGGCUGAGUUUAAACCCCAGUACCACCAAAAAGAAAAAAGUGAAGAUCUGGCAAGAUCUGUUGCCUAGAGUCUCAAUCAGAGGGGCAUAAAGAAGAGUUGGAAUAAAUGUUUCCACAUGCUAAGUUUGCAGGAUUGCACUGCUUGUGAGGCUGAGACCAAGGAGUGAAUCCUUGCCUUGUCCUUAAGAGAGGCCCUACACAGAAUCAUGGAAUGUAGAUGAAAGGACAGUGAUCUCUCAGGUCCUCUCUGAAAUGAUGCCACAUUUACCAGCCCCAGGACUGACAUCGCUGUGGUCUUUGUGGAGGAUUCUUAGCAAACACAAGGUCCUCAGUUCAAACCCCAAUAUUGCACAAAAAGAAAAAAAGAUAACCUUACCCCAAUUCUGUCUGAAAGGCAAUAGGAUUCUGUAACAGGUACAACUCUAUAAUUGGUGACUGUUUCUUUCCUUUGUCUAUAAUGAGAAUAAAGUAUGAAAUUAAAUGAAAAGCAGAUAAAAGGAUAAGGGCAAGCGCCCUUAGAGCUGCAUGUUCUCCCCUCAGGCGCCAGGGUCCCAUCUAAAAGCCUGGCCGUGCUAUGCUGUGUGUUGAAGGAAUCCUACCCCUUGAAGUUGUCCCUCACUCACACAGGCUUCAGGGAUACAAGUGAGGCAGAAGAGAUAACAGGAUGUGUGGCCUGAUGUCUGGAGAGACAGGAAUGUGGGACCUGAUGGGAAGUUGGGGUUUAGGAAAGGUGGGAGGUCCAGACUGACCAUUUAAACUGGGCGCUGGUGGCUCACACCUGUAAUCCUAGCUACUCAGGAGGCAGAGAUCAGGAGGAU